AUGGAGGUGGUGGGGAACAGAAGAGACCGAUGGGUCAUCAAGGGGAAGAUCCUCACACCUGCUCCAGUAAAGGUGAACACCAGAGGGAUGAAUCUCACCAUGUCAACAUCAGACGCAGAAAAUCUGGAAGUAACAUGGAGAAUGGACAGAAAUGGCUAUAUCAAAAGGCCUAUGAAUGUGUUCAUGGUCUGGGUGAGAGUCCACAGGCCGUCCAAGUCCAACCCAACAGCCAACAAUGCAGACGUCAGUGUGCAGCUCGGAGCAGAUGAAGCAGAGUGGAGCAGGCUCACUGAGGAAGAGAAGAGGCCCUACUAUGAGAAAGCACUCACUACCUCUGGUGGUAAGCCUGGAGAACGCAAGCGUGAAGCCAGACACUCUGGCAACAACCUUGAAGAAGCUCUUAAACCCAGGAAAAUCAGCAGUCAACAGGCAUACUACAAUUCUGCCAGUGUCCCACCACUAGAUGUGCAUGACCUGGAGAACGUCUUCACCAAUUCUGCGCCAGAGAACCCUGCCAAUGUCUCAGAGGUCCAAGUCACCAACGACGAGGACGGGGAAGAAGUACGCGUGAUGAGAAUUCUCUAG
Messenger RNA from Oncorhynchus gorbuscha (pink salmon), 585 nucleotides. Its product is annotated as sex-determining region Y protein-like. The record is from RefSeq and is a predicted model, not a curated record. Lineage: Eukaryota; Metazoa; Chordata; Actinopteri; Salmoniformes; Salmonidae.